AUGGAAAUCACAACUUGGAAUGGGAAAAUACUUCAAGGAGAGAAUGAAAAAGUGGUCGAAGUGGAAGAUUCCGAACAAGAAGUUAAGGCACAAGUUGAUGUGCUUGUUGUUGUUGAAGCUGAAAAAGUCCCAGAAGAGGUGAAAAUUCUACAAGUGAAUGGGGAAGAGGUUAAGGAAAAGGUGAAAGAGACACCAAAACCUCUAGCACUAAUUCCAAGACCUCCUCCUCAAUUUCCUCAAAUACUUGCUAGGAAGGUUGAUGAUAUCAAACUCGAGAAGUUCUAUGACAUUCUCAAGCAAUUAUCGGUGAAUAUUCCAUUUGUGGAAAUAUUUCAAGAGAUGUCGGGUUUUGCUAAGUAUUUGAAAGACUUGAUCACCAAAAAGAAUACAACUAAGAGUGAAGUGGUGAAUAUGACUCACAGGGUUAGUUCCAUCAUUGCAACAACCACCAUUCAAAAGAUAGAAGACCCGAGAGCUUUUACCAUUCCAUGCACUAUUGGGGUGCACACUUUUACAAGAGCUCUUUGUGAUAAUGGGGAUAGCAUCAAUUUAAUGCCUCUUGCUAUUUACAAGCAAGCGGGGUUAGUGGGAAAGUUCCUCCUCCCCGCCGACUUUGUGAUCCUUGAUUGUGCUGUUGACAAAGAAAUCCCUAUCAUUUUGGGGAGACCAUUUCUUGCUAUCGGAAGAGUACUUAUGGAUUCGGAACAAAAUGAGAUCAAGUUCCGAGUUAAUGACGAAGAGGUUACCUUUCAAGCGAGUAAGGGUAUGAAGUUGCCACAUGCAUAUGAAAGCAUCUCAGUCAUUGAUGUUAUUGAUGAGGUAGAAGACGCAAUCAAGAUGAAGAUGGAAGAACAAUGUCUUGGUAAGGCGUUGGCGGCUAUUUUAGUAAAUUUUGAUGGUGAAGAUAUAUGGAUGGGUACAUGGAAUCAAUGA
Molecule: messenger RNA, 933 nt
Organism: Nicotiana tabacum (common tobacco)
Lineage: Eukaryota; Viridiplantae; Streptophyta; Magnoliopsida; Solanales; Solanaceae
Source: RefSeq, a predicted model, not a curated record